Molecule: messenger RNA, 1699 nt
Organism: Danio aesculapii
Lineage: Eukaryota; Metazoa; Chordata; Actinopteri; Cypriniformes; Danionidae
Product: cyclin-L1-like
Exons: 10
Coding region: 5-1180 (391 amino acids)
Biological process (GO): regulation of transcription by RNA polymerase II
Cellular component (GO): nucleus
Molecular function (GO): cyclin-dependent protein serine/threonine kinase regulator activity
Source: RefSeq, a predicted model, not a curated record
CAUCAUGGCGGCGGCCGCGGGGCUGCUUCUGCCCGACGACGGGAUCGUGAUCGCCGGUAAACGGUACUCGGGCGUCGCGCUCACCCUGGAGAACUGCUUGCUGCCGCCCGAGAGCGCGCACUGCAGCCCCUCGCACGCGCACGGGCUGUCCGCGCUCACAGAGGAGCAGCUUCGCAACCGUAUGUGUGAGAUGAUCCAGAACGCGGGAAUUCUGCUCCGCCUGCCUCAGGUCGCCAUGGCAACGGCCCAGAUCCUGUUCCAUCGGUUCUUCUACUGUAAAUCGUUUGUGAGACACUGCGCGGAGACGGUCGCCAUGGCGUGUCUUCAGCUGGCGUCUAAGAUUGAGGAAGCGCCGCGGCGGGUGCGCGACGUGCUGAAUGUCUUCCAGCACCUCCGACACAGGAGCGUCGGCCCCAUGCUGCUGGAUGGCGAGUACAUCAACCGCAAGACUCAGGUGAUUAAAGCGGAGCGGCGUGUGCUGAAAGAGCUGGGCUUCUGCGUCCACGUCAAACACCCACACAAGGUGAUCGUGAUGUACCUUCAGGUUCUGGAGUGUGAGAAGAACACCAGACUGGUUCAGAUGGCCUGGAACUACAUGAACGACAGCUUGAGGACUGAUGUGUUUUUGAGAUUCAGGGCUGAAACUGUUGCUUGUGCGUGCAUCUUUCUUUCUGCAAGAGUGCUACAGAUCCCUCUGCCUGACCGGCCGCCCUGGUUCUUGCUGUUUGGGGCGACCGAACAGGACCUGAUUGAGGUCAGUUGCUGUAUUUUGCGGCUGUACAGCCUGCGGUGUGACUCGCUGACUGCACUACAGCAGCAGGUGGAGGAAAGGCGUUUAACUUUGGACCCACAAAACAACACAAGCAAACCUGCCGAUGAAACUCUGAUGAGAGACCCGGGAGCCGGAUUCUCUCCUGCAUCUAAAGCCGCAUCUCCUGCAGAAACCCAGAAGAAUCAUGAAUCUCCACUGUCACGUCUCGCUCUUAAGAACGUCUGUCGAAAGAUCUCGAGGAGAGACAUGAAGCGCCUGAGCCGCAGUGAUGAGCGCCGUAACACUCGCUGCAUGCGGUCGUCUCCCAGACGCAGACGCAGUCGCAGUGUCUCCUCUCCGUCUACAUCUCACAGACACCGACAGCGGGAACGAGUGCGGAAAAAAGCAUCUUCAUCUCACAGAAGAUGAUGAUGUCAUCAGGUGUAAGAGGGAGGGACCCAAAACUGACCAAUCAGACCACAUCUGUAAAGCCUCUUAUACUGCCAGUGUUGGGGAAGUUACUUUUAAUAGUAAUAGAUUGCGAUCUUGAGUUACUUCUUUAACAAAAGAGGUCAUGUGUUGCAGUAUUUUAUCAGUACUUUUUAUUUCUGGGCUGGGAUUGCUUCUUUGAUAGAAUAUAACCAAUAAUAAAUAAAGCAUUUUGAAUGACAAGGCUCAGGCUGAAAUGUAGACUCAUGUCUGUACAGUUGAGCUCAAACAAAACAAGCUAACUUUCUGGAUUGCAAGAAGAAUCAGACUCAUAAAGUUAAAGUUCAACAUUUUCUGCAAUAUAUACAGUAUUCAGAAUAUUCACUUCACAGUUUUUAUUCAUUUUAAGGGAUGCUGUAGUGUUUUUGUGCAGGAGAGAUAAGUAAAUAUGUUUACAUUGAAGCAGAACCACAACAAUAUACAAACACAUCUGUUUUUUCCCUACUCUGGAAUACAUUA